ACAUUGCUCCAAGAGCUGCCGCGUACGCAGUUUCCAUGGGGACUGAACAUGGCGCCGCGAGAUAAAAGGUUGUCCUCAACCCCUCUGGAAGUCCUGUUCUUUCUAAAUGGGUGGUACUAUGCCACCUAUUUCCUGCUGGAGCUCCUCAUUUUCCUGUAUAAAGCAUGUCUCUUCACUGCAAGGCAGAAGUCUCUUCAGCUGAUGGCUUUAGAACGAUUCAGUCUCUUGCUGCCGUACCCAACAGCCAACCUAGUCUUGGAUGUGGUGAUGCUGCUCCUUUAUCUUGGCAUUGAAGUAAUACGACUGUUUUUUGGUACAAAGGGAAACCUCUGCCAGCGAAAGAUGCCCCUUGGCAUUAGUGUGGCCUUGACCUUCCCAUCUGUCAUGAUGGCUUCAUAUUACCUGCUGCUGCAGACCUACGUGCUCCGCCUAGAAGCUAUCAUGAACAGCAUCUUGCUCUUCUUUUGUGGCUCAGAGCUACUGCUUGAGAUACUCACGUUGGCCACCUUUUCCAGUAUGGAGAGGAUCUGAAGUACAAGAAUUCCAGCUGGUAGCCCAUCAGGGUGACAACACAUUCUUCUGGUAUUUCAGCACACUUGUGAAAAGUGGUAGGUCAUGUUGGCCUGGGAAAGGUUGUGUGGUUUUUCCUCAGAACAGACAUUUGGGCAUUGAGCACCUACUUGAGGUCACUGGCAUCAUCUUUAAACCAGGAUCAUCAGCAGGAGAUACUGACCUUUUGUGGUAGGGAGGGGCAAUGCUGUCCCCAUCUUGAUCUUUCUAACAGCUCCUACUGACCUCAAGUUCUCUUCCUUGGUCAUCAUGGCCAGAGUUCCUUGUGUGGAUCAUCUGGGCUUGUUGGGCUUCCAGCAGGACCUGAGCCACAGCACCUGUACAUGUACCACAUCUGUCUGCAUGAGCAUGAAAAGUAAUGAUGGUGGGCUCCUGGACUGAUUCAAAUACCCCUAACCCCAAUGCUCAGAGAUGGAGACCCAGAACCUUUUAGUAGUUCAUAGUAUUUUUCUAUUCUGAUCAUGAAGCA
Molecule: messenger RNA, 1039 nt
Organism: Microtus oregoni (creeping vole)
Lineage: Eukaryota; Metazoa; Chordata; Mammalia; Rodentia; Cricetidae
Gene: Tmem216
Product: transmembrane protein 216
Exons: 6
Coding region: 49-531 (160 amino acids)
Biological process (GO): non-motile cilium assembly
Cellular component (GO): ciliary transition zone
Source: RefSeq, a predicted model, not a curated record